Molecule: messenger RNA, 687 nt
Organism: Myodes glareolus (Bank vole)
Lineage: Eukaryota; Metazoa; Chordata; Mammalia; Rodentia; Cricetidae
Product: prolactin-2A1-like
Biological process (GO): positive regulation of lactation; response to nutrient levels; female pregnancy
Cellular component (GO): extracellular region
Molecular function (GO): prolactin receptor binding; hormone activity
Source: RefSeq, a predicted model, not a curated record
AUGCAGCUGUCUUUAACUCAUCCGUGCCUCUGUCCACUGCUUCUACUACUGAUGUCCAACCUGCUUUUGUGGGAAGAAGUGGCCUCAGUGCCCAUAUGUUUAAUGAGAAAUGGGCGUUGCUUUGCUUCUUUGGAAGAAAUGAUUGGUCGAGCAGUGAGCUUGUCUGAGCAAAUAAACAAAGAAGCAUUUGAAAUGUUCACUGAAUUCGAUAAUCAGUAUGCCCAGAGACAGCAGCUCAUUAACAAGAACCUGAAAAAGUGCCACACAUCUUCGCUUGAUCUUCCAAAACCCAGGAGUAAGGCUCUGAAGACACAUCCAGUCAUCCUACUGAAGUUAGUGGAAAACUUACUGGAUGCCUGGAAAGUCCCUCUGUACUAUCUAUCAAGAGAAAUGCCAACUCUGAAAGAUGUCCCUACUACUCUCCUCUCCAAAGCCAGAGAGAUUGAGAAAAAGAACGCUGGACUCCUGGCAGGGGUUAGGAGCAUUCUCAGCCAGGUUCAAAGUAAAGAUGAAGGGAAUGAGAAAUACCCUGCCUGGUCUGGAUUGGUAUCCUUGUUGUCAGACAGAGAAGAGGAACGCCAUUUUGCAUUUUAUAACUUGAUCCGCUGCGCAGGCAAAAAUGCUCAAAAGGUUGAAAUGUCUCUCAAGAUUGUAAAGUGCAAAAUAUUAAAGCAAAAAGACUGUUAA